Eupeodes corollae is the source of this 4116-nucleotide messenger RNA. RefSeq lists its product as uncharacterized. The record is from RefSeq and is a predicted model, not a curated record. The coding region runs from base 686 to 1855 and encodes 389 amino acids. Lineage: Eukaryota; Metazoa; Arthropoda; Insecta; Diptera; Syrphidae. The transcript has 7 exons.
UCCUUCGCAAACAGUCAUGAGCAGCACAUCACUGUGGAAAAAAUCAUUCAAAAUGGUGGCAGUCGCGUUCGUCGGGUCGUGUUUGUAAAUUUUAUUUUUGUCUUUCCUUAUUUUGGGAACAGAAAUAUCAAUAUUCUUUGAAAAGAUAUUUCAAACUAAAAAAACUAAACAUUAUGCAAAAGUUAAAAUGAAACUUAUCGACCUUUUUACUCCACCGAUAAAGCCUCAGUGUUAAAAUUCAGUUUUUAAUUUAUGUUUCGAGACAAAUUUGAGUGCAAUUCAGGCCAAAUUUCUUCGCCCCCUACAAAAUAAAAUACAAAAAAAACAUUGAAGGUGUGUUCGUUGUAACUUAAAGUUUGAAACUCUUCUACAUCUGCUAAACACCUAUCACCUAUCAAAGUGUCAAUGUUUUUAUGUGUCUAUUUUGUGUAUCUCAAUAGAAUCAGAUAUAAUACUCGUAUAUAUGCAUCUCUUUAAAUGUUAAGCAUCAAAAGUUUGCAUUUAAAAUGAAAAACUUAUAAAUUAUGCUAUCAAUGUUUUGAAUAUAUAAUUUGUAGCAAGUAAGCAUAUACUCGUAAAUAGAAAAAUUGUAAACAUAAAUUCCCAAGUGGAAGAACUAAGGCCGAGACGGGGCAGAGCUGGAGGUAGCGAAGACGUCAGACGGACUAGAAGAAGACUUUUCAAUAUGGCUCCUUUUAAAUUGAAAUUUCGGAUGGGCAGCUCACGAAGCACCUCCCAAGAAGUCGAUUCAGAUCCUCAGGUUAACGAAGCUCUCCUCAAUCAUUCGACUACGAUUGGAGCUAGUAGUUCGACAAUUGAUUCGGCCGACUGCACGAGUUUGGGAUCAAUGGGCAAUGAAAGGAAAUCUUUGCUGCCAAACAAAACUAAUAAUUUACGAUUGGGAUAUUUGAAUCCCACCAUAACCCAGUGCACAUCAGAAAGUCCUGUACCAAAAAGCCCACCGCCUUCUUACGAACACGUUCUCGAGGAAAACACACGCCUUGCAAAUAGUCUUGACUUAGGUAGUCGACUGACUUUGUCCGCCGAAGACGGUUGUAACAGUCGUGAGAGUGGGGAUCAAUCAUCAAACAUUAAAAAGAGCACAUCGGGAAGGACCUCGUGUGAGCAGAUAGCAAACCAAUGCACAGAUCCUGAUUGCACUGAGAACACAGAAUCGAAUGAACAUAUCGCUGAGGACGCCCACAACAACAAUCAACAAAGUCAGAACCAGAAUCAUUGCCGACAAAACAACGACGAAGACGACGAUAACGAACCUGACAAUCGCAAGGAAUCAAUUGAUUCGACUGAAUAUUUAAUUUCUAGAAUGACGGCACCUUCGUCAGAGGAAAAUUUGUUAGAUGGUUGUAGUGGAAGUGCCUGUCAUAGUUCGGAUAACUCAGGAUUUUGUGAUCCUUUGAUGCACGAAUCCCAUCAUAACCAAAACAACCAGCAACAGGACCUGGAUUGCAGUAAUCAUGAUGACUCACAAAAUCAACCUCCACCAGAGUACUCAGAGAACCAGGAGAAUCAGCAAAGUGACAGCGAAAGUGAUGGUGGCUGGGACUCGAAUCAAAUGAGUCAAAUGAGCGGAAACUACUCGCAGCAGCAGGAGCGUUCGGAAAUCAUAAGUAACAAAUCAUCGAAGGAAAUCUACAAAGCCAUUUCCAAGCAAUGGGGAAUUACGUGCAAAAUGUCGGAUCAGUGUCGCUGCAUGGAGUGUCAAAGUCACUAUUUCGAUUGCGAGUAUGAUGAUGUAUGUGAAAAUGAACAUCAAAAAACAGAUGGCGGACUUGGGGCUGGCGCGCCAAUGUUUAUUAGUGAAGUUAUGCAAGGAUCAGCCUGCACGAUUUUGUAAUUACUGCAUUAAAAACAUAAGACACAAUUUUAUCCUGUUUACAAUGCGAAUUAAGAAAACCAAACAAAAAAUAUGAAAAAAUUUAUAUCGUAGAUAUGAAAACAGAAAUCAUUGACAUUUAACACUUAACAAUGAUGGAAAUAUUGCCUAUUGCACGACGAUUUCAUUAUAUAUUAUUAGUAAUUAAUUUUAGGUAAAUUGCACUGAACAUGAACAAUUAUUAUUAUAACUUGGUCAUCAUACAAGACAAACAAAAGAAAAUAAGAUUAGUAUUCGAAAAUAAAGCAGAAUGCUAAAACGGAUAUUUACUUAAAGUUAAGGUGCGUAUUGAAUAGUAGACUUAUUUUUUCAAAUUCGAACAAUUGUUUUAAUAAACUUUAAUCUUCUUAUUGAAUUGAACUAUAAUUACAUUUAGCAUUUAUAAUUUAUAACCAUAUACAAUUGGGUUUUAAAUAAUUAUGAUGUCGUUUUUUCAGGACAUUGCAAAAUUGACUUUAAGUGAAUAUCCUUUUAAAUUCUUAUCUACCAAGUCUAUAUUUUAAUUGAAAAACAAAUCAUACAAUCUAGCAUACUUGCACAAAAAUAAAUGAGAGAAGAUAUUUUUUGAACUAAAACAAAAAGUAAAAUGCCAAAAUUAAAAUACAACUGAUACUCGUAUCUACCCGCACAACAUAACACAAAGCCCACCUGAAAAUUAAGUUGAUUUUAUUUGGAUCUGAGAACUUUUGUACACUCAUUAUAAAAGUCACAAUCAUCCUGACUUGGCUUAGCUUUUUUUCUAACAAAAAUUAUUUUGCGUUAGCAAGUUUAUUAAAAAGGAAUAGCAGAGUGGCAGAUGUCAAGAAUUGAACCAAGAUUUAUUCAAGACAUUUUUUUGUAUACAUCACCAGCAUCCUUAAUAAGACUUCUUUAUAAAUUUUAAUGCAUAGCUUUAAACAAAAUGUAAUCAACCUAUUACAAGUUUAUUAAAAUGAUUUCCCUUAAAGUAAAACAAAACUGGCUGUAAGUUUUAACACUGCUUAUUGUGUUGUUUACUGUGUAAUUUGUGUAUUUAAAGGACUCAAUGUUUAUUUUUAAGAAUCAAGGAUGCUUGUUACCACUAAGUAAAACGAGCCAAGGCUCGUUAAAAGAAUUUCAAAAAUAAUUUGCUUGUUUUUCAAAUUUAAAAAUGAAUCCAAUUUGAAAUUUGAGCUAUGAGAUAUGAACCUUCACUCGUUACAAAAAAUUUCCAUGGGUACAUAAUAAUUUUCAAAACAAAGAGCUUAAUAACCACAUUUUUUAACAGUUUUUAUUAUCUAGUCUUUAUUUUAAAGAAUUCAUUAAUUAAAAAAAGAAAAAAAGUAAUAUCUUUCUCAGCCAAAUUUAUUCAAAAUACAAAGAAAACAAUGUGUAUGUUUAAAAUUAAAUAUUAAAAUUUAAAUAUUUUAAAAAUAAAAUUAAAUAAAUUGCAAAAAAGAAAAACAUUUAAUAUUCAAAAUCAAAUCAUAAUCGUAUAUAUAUUUUUACAUAAUAAAGAAAAAAAAAAAAACAAAAAACCAAAAAAAGAUUAUAUCUUGUUUCUAAGAAAAAAUCUAAUCAAUUUGUCAUUUUAAACAGUUUCUCUUUACAAAGCAAAAUAAUUCAAAUUCUUAAUUUGUUCAUCAAAUACAAACCAAAAAAAAAACAAAUAAAUCCAGAAACGUUAAAUGAAAUACAAUGAAUAAAAAAAAUACAACAAAACAAUUUAACAAUUACGUAAAAAGACUUUACGACGGCCUUUUUGUAAAAUUAUAAGAAAUAAAAUUAUAUUUCUUAUUUGAUAUUAGAAAUUAGAAACAAAAAAAAUAUAAAAACAAAAAUAAAAUUUAGCAAAUUAAGACAAAUUCAGCUCGUACUAUAACAUUAUGAAAUGCAGAAAAUAUACAACGUUCUCUAAAACGAAUUAACUACAACGUUAAGUUAACUUAUAGUAAAAAACAAUGAAAUAAAAUUAAAAAAAAAAUUAAAAAUUAAAUAUUUUGUGUUCUCAGACAAACAAAAAAGUUAAAAUCGAUCAUGUAUACCAAUUUUAAUUCGAAAACAGAGGCAAACACCAAAUCACAAAGUUAUAAAAUAGAAGAAGUGCUAAAUUUUUAGAUUUAGACAGUGUACCUAUUCUUAGAGAACAGAAAACCAAAAACCUUGCAACAACAAAUACAAAAGAAUACAACAACAAAAAAACUAAUGAUAAUUAUUGUGACACAAAGUUAGAAAUUAAAUAAAAUGCUGAUCCUUAAACAAGA